Messenger RNA from Drepanopeziza brunnea f. sp. 'multigermtubi' MB_m1, 5130 nucleotides. RefSeq lists its product as uncharacterized. The record is from RefSeq and is a predicted model, not a curated record. NCBI's taxonomy places the organism in Eukaryota, Fungi, Ascomycota, Leotiomycetes, Helotiales, Drepanopezizaceae. Gene Ontology annotation, cellular component: myosin II complex; myosin filament; cytoplasm. Gene Ontology annotation, molecular function: actin filament binding; microfilament motor activity.
AUGUUUCGUCCCAAUCUUAAUCAAGAUGACCAGGAAAGUCAGAUUGUAGACCCAGAUCACUUCGAUGGCCUUGACGUUCACCAACCCGGUAGCCACGAAGACUGCGGAAGCGAGGGACCUGGUCAACCACUCAGCCAUGACAAUGUGAGAUGGGUUGCUAGCCCCGAGCAAGACAGUCUUCGCUCCCGAAUUGAAGAGACCCAGAACGUUACCCUAGAGGUUGACACUCAGGCCGACACUCAGGUAAACGCUGAAGCUGCCCACCAAUCCAAUCACGAGAGCAUGCUAUCCCGGGUUGGAGAAACUCAACUCGCCGUCCUUGAGGCAGACACCCAAGCUAUUACCCAGCCCACCAAUGUAGCUGUCGAACAUGAUGCCCGUGAAGCCGAGAAUCGAGUGAUGGACGGCUUCUUUGACUUCAAUACACAGGAAGAAAAACAGAGCAAAGGAGCCGUCUUAGACAUCCGGCCCUCCAAUCUUCCAGCUAUCGGGAACAGCCCUUCUACACCGUUAUUUCAAAUCCAGCGUCCAAUCGCAGUCGAUCCUCAGGACAUUGCAGCCGACUUCAAGAUGUCGGUGGCGUCCAAGAACAAAUUUGUUAUUUCCAACAAGAAUCCUGUUGUUCGAGUCCAGCCUCAGAGCUCCGAUACUGGACUGCAUACAGAUUCGGCUUCGGCCACCACCCCAGGCUCAAUCGUCGACCGCCCAACAGUGCAUGCACUACCCCAAGCUGCUGCCAAAAACCACCAAUCUGCAUCGAAGGAGGAUGGAAACAAGAGUCGGCCUUCACCUCAAGAGAUUGUGAUUCCUGGUCCAAAAACCUCGGAGCACACCCCAUUACAGAUCUCAAGCAAUAAGUGCCUCGUAGAAGAUGCUCCGCCAGCAGUUUCGCGCUCUACUUCAAGCAGACAGCUGAUUGGACCGAGUCGAAGAGUUCUUUCAAAUUUUCGAGUAGCUGAUCGCACCUCAUCGGAUGUUUCAGAUCCCCAAGAAAAUGCAGCAGUCAGUCAUGAUAUUUCAACAGCUACUCGACUACCCAUCAACCUGCAGCAAACCCCACCCGCAGCCGGUUUCCCACCAAAAACAGGGCGCCAUAGUUUGAACACAAUUCGAAGUGAGAAUAUGCCACUGCCUGUUUCUCAACAAGAUAAUCCUGUUCGCAUCAGCAGUACCCCCUCAUCCGAGCCGGGCUUCAAAAGUGCAGUUCCAGGCCAAGGGCAGCCACCAAAAAGUGAUAACAGCAUUGGACUCCCCCCAGUGAUCAUAAUUUCCCGUAAUAUGGCUCAAAAUACACCUAUCUUCACACAGAAAGCCCCGUGGGAACCAGUCGUGUUCCCACUGCCAGAGCGAGAGCCAUUGACGCCUCUACGAGGGAGAAAAAAUCCGAGAAUUAUUUCAAGAGCUCAUAGCAAGAAUCUUCAGCGAAGAGUCCCUUUUCCUGAGGCUGCAACCCCUCAGAGCAACCAUUGCCACCCAUCAGAGCAACAGCGUCUCCAUUCGUCUGCACAAGAGACUAUUGUGCCUAACUCAGGGCACUUGAACAACUCUCUCAAAGAUGGCCCUGUUGCUGACACGUCUUCCAAGCACGAUGGGCCACAGCAAAUUGAUGCGCAAGCGCAGACGGCGGCAGCUCAAGGGAUCGCGCAAGACUUUGCACAGACAUUACAAAUUAAUGGUAGCCCGGAACUAUGGACCCAUCGUGUCUCUACGCAUGCUGAAGGUUCCGAAGCAGGCUUCAUCAACCAGCUUCAACAGCUUCCCCCGCAACAAAAUUUCAAUAAGACCAGUGAUCAGUGUCAUAUUCCUGCCACCUCUCCUAAUGGUGACCCUCGAAAUAUUGCAGAUGAUUCGGAGAACGCACUUGCAGGAGCAGACGAAGCAAAACUGAACGAUGGUCAUCACAUCGAACACGAGCCCUUGCCCGCUGCUGCCAUUGAUCAACAGUCUCCGGUACGAUCUGGGUCAGCUACUACAACACAGCCUCGGGCCCAAAGCCGUGUUCCUGAAAGCGACACUGUUCUUUCGGAAGCUUCUGGACUCCAUAGAGCUCCUUCUCGAGAAUAUCUUGAGGCGAGAGGACAGUCGCCGCAAAGCAACCAAGGGAGAGCUAUAAACAGACGUGCGUGUCUCGGCGAGACUACUUCUCAGGGUUACUUUGAAGUGGGUAUGAAUCCCCAUAAUGCAUCUAGAGUCAUGAAGGUCACGAAGGCGGUCAAUCGUCAAGCCCAGGGUAGUGGUGCAGUCCGCCCAAAUUCUCUAGCACCAAAGAAUGGCACUAUAUUGACCGGUUACCAAAACUUCCUCAAACAAGGUGUAGGAUUUGAGGAGGUCAUUAGAGGCUAUGAUGAACAGAAGGCGCUUAUAGAAUCUCAGCAACUCGAUAUAACGAAUCUUCAGCAGGCACAAGACUCAUCGAGAAAACAGAUUGAGGCAUUGGAAGCCCAGAAAGCAGAUCUCACACAGAAGAUACAAAAGUUUGCCGGUAAAAGUUCGAAGUACAAGAAUCACAUUAACGAUGUUGUGAAAUCUCAGAAUUUUCUAAAGAAAGAAGCAAAUGAGAUUCUUAAAGAAUCAUCUGAGAUCAGAGAUGCACUGACAGGGUACAUUGCUGCUCAAAGCAAGAAGGAGGCAAAUUUGGACCGGAUGAAGGCUGCUAUCCAAGAAGCCAAGAAGAUUGGUGCAGCCGUUCAGACUCUUGAGGCAAAGCUCUCAGCUGGCAUCAUCCAUCGAGAACCAGAAGCUUUGAAUACCCAGCUCCAGAAGGAUACUGAUCGACAACUUGAAGAUCAUCGAACAGUAAAUACCCAGCUCCAGAAGGUUAUUGAUCGACAACUCCAAGAUCUCUCUCGUGAAAGACAUGAAAAAGAGCAACUUCAGAGACAACUUGAUAGUCAGAAUGCCGUCUCCGAACGACUGGUUGAACAAAUGAAGCAGCUUCCUGGCGUGGUGUCCGAACAGCUUCAGCAGGAAGGGGCAAUCUUAGCAAAAAUACUUGGUGCAGAGAAUGCAACACACGCCAAGAUUAAUGAGGUUACAUCGCUUAUCAAUGCUCUGAACUCCCUCGAGCCAGAACCACCAGCGUCGCUGAUCAAGCUCAUUCAAGAUCUCUUCUCUAGACUUGAGAGCAGAGAAGAAAACUCGGAGGCUGGGCAUUCGUCUUUCCUGGAAGCUAAUUUCAAGGCUCUGGAAGAGCUCAAAGAGAGCCUACGGCAGAUUCGGCUCGAUAAAGACACCGAAAUUUCCUACACAAAUCGUAUCGCAAGCCUAGAAAAUUCCAAGGAUACCCUAUCUGCUGAAAAAUCCGCGCGUGAUCAAGAGAUCCUGAGUAUCACACAGCAGCUCGAGGAACUCAAGCGGGAAGCUGCAGAGUACCGCAAUCAGCUGAGCACCUACAAUGAAGAACUUUCUGCUGCUCGUGCUGUGCCCAAGGAGGAUCCUCGAUUGAAGGCGAAAAUCCAAGAGCUCGAAAGCGCCAAGAAUAAGAUCGAGGACCAGCUCAUGAGUGCCAAUCAGGAAGCAUCUGAGGCCAAAGAGGAGGCUAAUUCCAUACGCCAGAGCUUUCAGCUCAAGGAGCAGCAAUUCAAGGCUCUAGAGCAGCGAUUCAACGAUGCCCAGAAGAGAAUCAACAACUUUGAUGAAGAGCGGGACAAGUACAUCGCUACUAAAGAGCAGGAAAACAAAGCCACUUGCCAAGAGUUGACGAAAAAAGCAGAGGUACAAAAGGCAACACUGAAAUUGAAGCUUGAGUCCGAGGUCAAAAAUUUUGAGCAAAGAUGCAGAGAGAAGGAGUCGGAGCUCACCACUACCAAGGAGAAGCUGCAACGACUUCAAGCUGAGUAUGAUGCUUCUGUCAGUGCUUCGGCUAAUGCUCAAAAAGAUAUCGCUCAGCUCACGGAGAGAUCGAUGCAAACUUUGGCACAAAUGAGACAGCUGAGCGAGAGUAACAAGAAGAUCUCUACAAAUAUUUCCAAAGACCUCCAAUUCAUCAGAAAGGAGUCAAGCGAGAUUCAGAAAAUGUUCCAAACUGCUGUUGGCGAAACUGACCGAACCAUCGAGGCUGCUGCCAGAGAACAUAGAGAAGUCGAGGCAAAACUUCGAGCCGUCGCUUUACUGGAAAUCGAGAAGGACUCGCUCAAAGAGCAAAAUUUCGAUCUACAGAACAAGGUCGAGAGCUUGUCUGAAGCCUUAGCUCGACAAACUCAGCAAGAUACUGACGCCAGCCUUGGCAUAUAUCGGUCACAAGUGACUCAUGUACAGAGCUCGCCUGCGAACAUGCAUAUGAAAGGUCUGAAACCUUCUCGACCCCCUGGAAUUAAUUCCACUGCUGCUAUAGCUACGCCUGAGGAGACACUUCGUCAGCAAGUAAGAAAGGCCGAGCUGAGAGCCAGUUACGCCGCCGUGGCUUACAGCUCUUCCGCUUCCGCUACAAGAACCAACCUUACCACGCCACAGUUUCGAGAAAGAAGAAAUCAGGAACUAAACGGCUCCGGGUCUACUUCUCAGCACCCAUCUCGACUGCGAGCUUCACAGAGUGCCGAUACACCAGUCAAGCGCUUCUCAGAUAUCGCAUCAUCGUCCAUAGACACAAGUCCUCUUACUGAACCUGACUUGUUGGAGCACCGAUUUGGCUCCGACGACGGACCGGAUGUUGUGACCAAUGCCUCUGGGGAUCAAUCGCAGGUGACCCUUAUCAAGCGUACUGUCGGCGCAACAAAGGAGCCUAAUCCAGCGUCCGCAAAGCCCUUGAAGUCCGCCAUGAAAAGGCUAGCCACACAGGUAUCUGGGCAGAAUCGCAUCUCCUUCACCGAGUCUUCGAUCAAGGCCCAGGCAGAGAUGAGAGGGACAGACUCAAGCAACAUGCUUCCGCGCCAGGAGCGUCGUCCAGAGCACUUCCAGGGUGCUAUCAGUGGUAGUCGGGUUGGAUCAAAUGCUACAUCAAACCACCGACAACAGAACGGCGCGCCAGAGCUACCACCCGCCGACCGAUCACCUAUCCCACUCAUGGGGCUCCGCCUCAAUUUCAACAACAAGAGAAAUGCUUCAGAUGACGCAACUGGCCCGGCAAGAAAGCGCCGUUUAAGCACUGUUAACCGCAAGCCCUCGAGAUCCGUCAUCCCAGAUUCCCAAUAA